GAGGCCAUAGCACAGCCUGAGAGAAGCAGAGGAACACAGAUCUGUGUGCAGGACCUCAAAUUGAACCCUGAAGCAAGUUAUUUCAUAAGACAUCAGCUUCUGAAGUCUCGAGCCAUUAGUCUACAUCAAGAUGUGGAAAAAAGCGAAGGUUUCGGAUCCGACUGCUGCCGGGCAGGGCGGACUGCACAUUCUGCCCUCGAGACGAGGCAUCAAGAGGAGAUCGAAGGUUCCCGGUGUUAUGAUUACACAGUACAUCGAGGAACUUCCCGAGGGGAAAACUACUCCCGACUUCACCCGUAAGCCCAUCGCCUUAACCAUUCAAGAAGGAAAGCUAGCUGUUUUUAAAGCCAAAGUGGUCGGCGAUCCCACACCUACUGUAACCUGGAGUAGAGCCAAAGGAGAAAUGAAAGACCCGCAAAAGUUUCAGUGCAAAUAUGACCCAUCAACCAAUGAAUAUACUUUGGAGUUUCCCAAAGUCACCGGUGCUGAGGCUGAUACUUAAAAAUGCUAUGCUACCAAUGAAUUCGGAAAGGCCGUGUGUACUGUUGUUCUCAACAUCAUCGAAGUCGGAUUCAAAAAGGACAGAGAAUUGAAAAAAGCUGAAGUGGUCGGUGACCCUGCAGAGUUUAGAAGAAAGCUCAGAAGAAGCGCUGGCAAAAAUGUCGACGAGAAGAAAGAAGGUGACAUUGACGAAGCAGUAUGGGAAUUGUUGCUAAGCGCCGAGAAGAAAGAUUACGAGCACAUUUGCGCCGAGUACGGUAUCAAGGAUUUCCGUGGGCUGCUGAAGAAACUGGUGGAGAUGAAGAAGGAGAGAGAGGAGGAGCAGGCACAGUUCAUCCAACAUCUGAGUAAUCUGAAACCCAUUGAGGUGAAGAGCGAAGAUGCUGCCACCUUUGAACUGGAAAUGGAACUUAAAGACCCCAACAGUCGUAUUUUCCUUUACAAGGAUGGUGUCAUGAUUCCAUUUGGCAGAGACAUUGAGGGUGAAAUGAAGCACGGUUUGAAGCAAGUUGGCAAAAAAUACAUCUUCACUGUUAAAAAUCUCAGUCCUGAAGAUGCCGGAAUUUAUCAAGUGGAUGUUGAGGGCGUCAAUGUCUUCUCAACAGAUUUCAAGAUUGCUCCUGUGGACUUUGCACUGAAGAUUCAAGAGGUGAAGGCACAAGAGAGAGAAGAAGCCCUCUUUGAGUGUGUCCUAACUCAACCCCUCAAUCAGAUUGUUUGGACCCUAAAAAACACCCCGCUGACCAACAGUGAGAAAUUUGAGAUUACUGUUUCGGAGGAUAAACUGAUCCACAGGUUAAAAGUAAUUGAUUGUAUGCCUCUUGACACUGGAAUCUACGCUGCCAUAGCUGGAAUAAAGUCCAGCAAUGCUUGGCUUAUUGUAGAAGCUGACAAAGAUCCUGCAUAGAAGGGCAAGAAGAAAGCCCGUAAGACCACUCAGGCUGGCGGCGGUGGAGCCCAUCUGGAGAAGAUUGCUGCCGAGCAGGCGGAGAAGCACAAGAAGGAGAUGGUGGAAGCGAUGGAGACUGCUAAGAAAGCUCAGGCCGAACGUGAAGCGGCAGAAGCCGAAGAAAGAGCCAGAGCGGCGGUCGAAGCUGAAGCAGCUAAUGCGGCUGAGCAGGCGGCCGCGGCAGCGGCUGCUAAAGCUGCAGAGGAUGCUCUUAAAGCUGCUAAAGCCAAAGGAAUGUCUGCGGCGGAAGCUAAAGCUGCGGCUGAUAAAGCGGCGCUGGCUGCAGCCGCUAAAGCCAAAGCGCAAGCUGAGGAUGGAGCAAGGAAAGCAGCGGAGCUUAAAGCCCUUAGCAAGGGCCUGAGUGCGGAGGAGGCGGCUGCGGCCGGAGCAGUGGCGGCUGCUGUGAUAGCUGCAGGCCUUGCAGGGGCUGAAGCUGGAAAGGCAGGCGGUGCCGGUGGUCCUGGCGGUGUCGGUGGUCCUGGCGGUGUCGGUGGUCCUGGCAGUGUCGGUGGUCCAGGCGGUGUCGGUGGUCCAGGCGGUGUCGGUGGUCCAGGCGGUGUCGGGGGUCCUGGCGGUGUCGGGGGUCCUGGCGGUGUCGGGGGUCCUGGCGGUGUCGGGAGCCCUAGCGGUGUUGGGGGCCCUGGAAGAGCUGCUGGGGCUAAAGGAGCUACAGGAGCAGGAGGAGCUUCAGAAGCCAAAGGAGCUGUUGGAGCUGGUGGAGCUGGAGGUGCAGGUGGGGCCGGUGGAGCUGGAGGAGAGGGAGUUGCCGGUGGAGCUGGUGGUGCUGGUGGUGCAGGAGACGCUGGAGGAGCCGGUGGGGCUGCAGGUGCUGGUGGGGCUGCAGGUGCCGGUGGGGCAGGAGGCGCCGGAGCUGGUGGUUCAGGAGGGGAAGGUGGUGAUGGAGCUGGAGAUGACGAAGGUGAAGGUGGAGACAAAAAGCGCCAGAGAACAGGACCUCUUGUGCCUGAUACUGUAAUAGGUGGAAGUAAUCCAUCAGAUAAAGGAACCGGCAAGCCAUCCGGGUCCAGCAAGAAGUCCGAUUCGGCAAAGUCACCCGGUUCUGGAGCUCCAUCAGGUUCUGGUAGCGCAUCGGGUACGGGAACCCCGUCCGGUUCUGACAACGCUUCAGGUUCCGGUACCCCGUCGGGUUCCGGUAGCGCUUCGGGUUCUGGGGAUCCACCAGGUCCCGGAAAGCCUCCAGGUUCAGGGGGUCCAUCAGACGGCGGCAGCGGUGAAGCUGCAGAAGACGACAAAGGGACUGAAGAUGAUAAAGAGUCAGGUGAUGCCAGAAAGCGUUCGGGUCGCUCAAAGCAAGGAUCACAGGUUGCAGAGAAGGUUGUUGAUCCCGGUGUGCAUUUUUCUGCCGGCCUGGAUGACUGUAAAGCUUUUGUAGGAGAAGCGGCUGAACUGGUCUGCAAACUUAGCAGUGCUGAGGCAAAGGGCAUCUGGUACAAAGAUGGCACUGAGAUUACUGACACCACUGAGGGCAUGACCAUCAGCCAGGAUGGUGUCAAUCAUAAACUGAAAAUUCACAAAGUCACAGAGGAAUAUGCGGGAAAAUACAAAUUUGAGGCUGAUGGGCGAAAAACGGAAUGUUCAAUUGUGGUUGAAGAUCCACCAAGAUUCAAUGCUGAUGAUAGUGAAGAAUUCGCCAAGCCUAUUGUGGUGAAGCAUAAUCAAAAAGCGGCCUUCAAAAUGUCAUUUGUUGGCCGUGAGCCAUGCAAAGUUCAGUGGUACAAAGACGGCGAGGAGAUUAUGCAAGACAACAACUGCAGGAUUGAGAUUUUAGAGGGUCAGAGCCGUCUGCUUCUUAACAAACUACAGCGUAAAGACACCGGGCAGAUAAAGAUCAAAAUCAAAAAUGAGUUUGGCACCACUGAAGCACUUUCUAAUUUAGUUGUACUCGAUAAGCCUAACCCUCCACUUGGUCCUCUGGAGAUCAUUGAGGCAUCUUCCAACUGCAUCGAGGUCAAAUGGAGACCUCCAAAAGACGACGGCGGAUGUCCAAUUAAACAUUACAUACUUGAGCGCAAUCAAAUCGGGCGCAACACGUGGAAUAAAAUAGGCCAGAUCCCACCUGAAGCCCACUACAAAGACAGCGACGUCGACCACGGCAGGAGAUACUGCUACCGUAUCAGAGCCCAGACUGAAGAGGGCACCAGUGAACUGAUGGAGACCGAAGAUGUUCAGGCUGGCACUAAAGCGUAUCCCGGUCCGCCGUCUGCUCCCAAAAUAGUCAGUGCCUUCAAGGAUUGCAUUAACCUGACGUGGACUCCCCCAUCCAACACCGGAGGAACUAAUAUUUUGGGUUAUAACUUGGAGAAACGCAAGAAGGGAAGCAACCUGUGGGGUCAGGUCAAUCCACAGGCGGAGCUCAUCCAAGCAAAGAAAUACGCUGCCAUAGAUGUAGUUGAAGGAAUGCACUAUGAAUUCCGUGUGUCUGCCGUCAACAUAUCAGGAGCUGGAGAACCAAGCGUUCCCUCAGAAUUUGUAUUUGCCAGAGAUCCAAAAAAACCUCCCGGUAAGGUCAUUGAUCUUAAAGUGACAGAUUCCACCUACACCACCCUGUCCUUGUCUUGGACUAAACCAAAAGAGCAGGCAGGUGUGCAGGACGAAGCCAAAGGGUACUUUGUUGAUAUCAGGCCUGCUGAGAACCGCGAGUGGAAUCGAUGCAACACGAACGCUAUCAUCAUGACCUCCUACACUGUGAAGGGAAUGAAAUCGAUGGGCAUGUAUUGGGUUAGAGCGGUUGCCACCAAUGAAGGUGGAGAAGGUGAACCACAAGAACUAAACAACUACGUGUUGGCAAUGCCCCCUCCAGUGAGACCAAGAUUCACGGACGCUAAGGUAAAGAGCUUCAUGGUGGUCAGAGCUGGAAAUGCUGCACGAUUCAACAUGAACUUCGAGGCGUCUCCAUGGCCCGAUGUCAUCUGGCUUAAAGAUGGAAGUCCAGUGUCUAAACGGGUCACUGUCAGCAAUGCUGAGGGAGGAUCUCAAAUCCUGAUCCCAUCUGCAGAACGCUCCGAUACAGGAAUCUAUACCAUCUUAGUCAAGAACGUGGUGGGACAGGAGACCUUCAGUAUUGAGAUUAGAGUCACAGAUGAACCGAAGCCUCCCGGGCCCGCGGAGCUGGAUGAGAACGUGCCGGGCACCGUGACAGUUUCCUGGGAACCGUCACCAGACGAGAAGCGCGAUGAUCACCUGCAUUACAUGGUGACCAAGAGAGACUCCAGCAAGAGGACCUGGCACACGGUAGCUGACCGCAUUUUCAACAACCGUUUCACCGCCUGUAACAUCAUGCCAGGGAGAGAAUACCAGUUCCGCGUCUACUCCAAAAACGAUAUCGGCCUGUCUGCUCCAUCUGAGUCACCCAAGUGGCUCAUCACAUGCAAGAAAGAAAAAUUCAAGCUGAACAUCCUGGAGUCUAAGACAUGCAACUUGGAAAGGCCUCCGAAGUUCAUGGUCCCACUGAAAAUCCACACGGCCCCGCAAGGCUACGAGUGCUACAUGACCUGUGCCUUGAGGGGCAGCCCUACGCCCCACAUCACCUGGUACCGCGACAACAUCAGCAUCAACACCAACACCAACUACCUCAUCACGAACACCUGCGGAGUGUGUUCCCUGCUCAUCCUCAGAGUCGGACCCAAAGACAUGGGAGAGUACAAAAUCACCGCCGAGAACCCGUUAGGAAGAGCCGAGUGCGCUACCAAACUCAACGUCAGAGAAUAAAACCACAACAUGAUGAGGUUAUCAAAACACGCCGCUUGCCAGCCAUCGUUUCUGCUGUUUUCACUGGUUUUUGGGCUCUUUGUAGAACUACAGUAUUAAAAACGUUUUUGCAGAAUAGCAUAUUUUUGUGGCACAUGGGAAUUGGUCUACGCCAUGACCUUUUUACAUUUUGUUUUAAUGCUUUCAUGCAAAGUGACGUAGAGUGCCUUGCAGUACAUUUCAUCACCUACACAAUAACGGUAAAACCAACUGCAUGUGAAAGAUUGUGUGUCAUUAUACAGUUCAUAGCACAAAAAUCUGACUGUCAUGUUUUACAGGGGAAAAAAACAUUGUACUGUGCUUGUGCUGUGGCAGCAUGCUCUCAAUUCAGUUUGACUAAGAUUUCAUUUGAACCCUGUUAAGAUUUUAGGAUUUUACUGUCGCUCAAAAUUGUAUUUAUUUAUUUAUUUGUCCUUUGGUUAUUUUUCUCAGCAUGCACUACAGUAUAGGGAAAAGAAUUGUACUGUUGGAUUUUCUCGCCUCUUUUUUCUUGUUCUUUCUUGGCCUGAAAUGCUACAGUGUCAAGGAAACACAAGAGCCUGCAAAUAUUCCGAUUUGCAUCAUCAAACAAAUGGUUUGGUAUAAAUAAAAUAUACUUCAAACAUCAUGAUGGAUAUAUUCAUCUUUAAAUAAUCCACUUUCUGUAUGUACAAACUGUUACUGUGAUUGCGGAGUUAUUUAUCUUCUCAUCGUCUGAUACAAAACCACUAAUCUGCUUAUUAAAGGACAACAAGCAAGGAUUUUAUUAUUUAUCCUUUACCCGAG
This is a messenger RNA of Triplophysa rosa, 5983 nucleotides long. RefSeq names its product immunoglobulin-like and fibronectin type III domain-containing protein 1. NCBI's taxonomy places the organism in Eukaryota, Metazoa, Chordata, Actinopteri, Cypriniformes, Nemacheilidae. The record is from RefSeq and is a predicted model, not a curated record. The transcript is spliced from 27 exons. Gene Ontology annotation, molecular function: protein binding.